CCUCCCCCCCCCCCCCCCCCCCGCAGCGCCGCGGUGACACCGAGCAGGAAGCGCGCGGGGCGCGGGCAGAGCGGGAGCCGCCGCCGCCGGAGCCAGCGCCGCCGCCAUGAACGGCAAAGGACAAUACCCCACGCCGCCGUCCUUCCCGGUACAGCCGCCUGCCACCCCCCCGGUGUACCCCCAGACCGUGCCGCUCCCGCAGCCGCCACCCUACACGGACGCCCCUCCGGCUUACUCCGAGCUUUACCGCCCCAGCUUCGUGCCACUGGGGGCUGCCACUGUGCCCACCAUGUCUGCGGCGUACCCGGGCGCUUCUGUCUUCCUGCCCGUGGCCCAGUCCGUGGCCGUGGGUCCCAUCGGCUCCUCGGUCCCGAUGGCGUAUUACCCCGUGGGACCCAUGUACCCUCCUGGUUCAACGGUCCUUGUGGAAGGUGGCUUUGAUGCUGGGGCGAGGUUUGGGGCUGGCGGAACACCCAGCAUCCCACCCCCCCCACCCGGCUGCCCCCCCAACGCCGCCCAGCUGGCCGUCAUGCAGGGAGCCAACGUCCUGGUGACGCAACGGAAGGGCAACUUCUUCCUGGGAGGCUCAGACGGCGGCUACACUAUCUGGUGAAGAAGGCAGGGGAAGGGGGGAGAGGGGGGGGGCUCCAUUUGUGUAAGGAAAGACAUCACAUACUGUCAGCACUUCUCACGAUGUAACUGCUUUAGUCCAUAUUAACCCGACGUCGCGGAUGAGACACGCAGCGGUGAGGGGUCUCCCCGGGCUGGUGCCCGACCCUGCAGGCACCCGAAAACGAGCCAAGGGACGCUGGUGACGGUAGCGGCGCCGCUGUUUAAAUGGGGGGGGAUUAAUUAAUUCACAGUGUGAACGUGAGCUCGGCAGUCCUGCCUCUUCGUUUCACCGGAGUAACACCGCUGUGGGGAAGGCGAGGGAGCGGGGCCGGUGCCAUGCCGGUACCGCUGGCCCCAGAGCCGUGACCCCCCAGGUUUCCCCCUCCCCAAAAGCAAAGGUGCUGGCUGGAAAAGCGAGGCAAAACUUGGGAGGGCACCGCCGCGCUUCCUUCGUCCUGACCUCGGGAGAGCGCAUCCCUGGGAGCACCCCGUGCUCACGGUCACCCCCGUUUCCCUCUGGGAAGUUAUGCGGCUGGCGUGUAUCAUGGGAUUUUUUUUUAUACACUCCAAGUAAUCUUGGAUUUCUUUGCACAUUAGAUCUAAUCAAAGCCAGGCUUUGGUGCCAGAAACACAAUGCAACUCAUCUUUGAACCUUUCAUUCGAUGCUAACUAGGCUUUUAGAAUGACGCUUAAUAAACAAAUGUCUUUUUUUCUUUUUUUCUUUUUUUUUUUUUUUUUGAAACUCAACCUGGUGUCUUGACACCAAAACUCCUUCAGGCUGUUGUUCAGAGGGGCUGGUCACCAUCUGCCCGAGGGUGUGUAACAACUGUCAAUCAACACACAAAUUAGCUUGGGUCGUGGGUUUUCCGGACACGUACUUCAGAAAUGACUUGGGUAUAAUGAAGUCUUCGUAGGGUUAAGAAGAAUAUUUCAGGGAUCCUCAAUGUUUUGGGUUUUGUUUUGUUUCUGUUUUCUGACGAAAAAAUAUCAGAUUCAAAUAUAUUUUAUCUCGAGGUUUCAGUUUAAUCUAAAUCUGUGUCUUGUAUAUGUUGUGUUUAACCAUCCGACUGACUGUUAUGAAAACGUUCAGCAUUACGUCUCUCUCUGUAUACACUGUGGUGCACUUAACUUGUGGAUUUUUUUAUACUAAAAAAAAAAAAAAAGGUAGAAUAAAGACUAUUUUGAAAAUUUGAA
This is a messenger RNA of Falco peregrinus (peregrine falcon), 1806 nucleotides long. It is a transcript of the gene DAZAP2, whose product is annotated as DAZ associated protein 2. The transcript is spliced from 4 exons. The record is from RefSeq and is a predicted model, not a curated record. Bases 107 to 613 code for a protein of 168 amino acids. NCBI's taxonomy places the organism in Eukaryota, Metazoa, Chordata, Aves, Falconiformes, Falconidae.